Molecule: messenger RNA, 1886 nt
Organism: Medicago truncatula (barrel medic)
Lineage: Eukaryota; Viridiplantae; Streptophyta; Magnoliopsida; Fabales; Fabaceae
Product: probable serine/threonine-protein kinase PIX13
Exons: 6
Coding region: 82-1392 (436 amino acids)
Biological process (GO): protein phosphorylation
Molecular function (GO): ATP binding; protein kinase activity
Source: RefSeq, a predicted model, not a curated record
GCUUUUCCUUCCUCUAGUUUUUUGUAAGCAUGGGAUGCUAGCAAUAGCAUUGUUCAAAGAAAGAGCAAAACAAACAACUAAAUGGGAAACUGCUUGACUACAAGUCUUCAAUCCUCAGGCGAUUGUCCCAACUCUAGUACUGCCCCUGACAACAACAAUCAAUCAGGGAGUAUUCUGUUUUCUGCUGGUCUCAGCAACUUAAGAUUGAUAAGGAAUGGCAAUUCCACAUCUCUUGGGCAUAGCAGCAACUCUGGAGGAAAUAGCAGACUAUUUAGUAGUAGUAAUAAUCACUCAACAGGCAAUAAUACAAGUACAUCCUUUUGGGGCUCUGAGAAUAGCCAGGCCUCUCGAAUAAGAGAUGAGGACGAGUUUCCUUAUGGGCAUAUCUUGGAUGCUUCAAACUUGAAAGUUUUUACUUUGGCAGAACUGAAAGCAGCCACUAGAAAUUUCCGUCAAGAUACUCUGUUAGGAGAGGGUGGGUUUGGUAAAGUAUUCAAGGGUUUUAUUAAGGAGAGAGCAGAAUCCAAAAAAGGAGAGGGUUUGACUAUUGCCAUCAAGAAAUUGAAUACUAACAGCAUGCAAGGAGUUGCAGAAUGGCAGUCAGAGGUGAAUUUCUUAGGAAGGCUUUCUCAUCCCAACCUUGUAAAGCUGUUGGGAUUUGGGCGUGAGGAAGAUCAGCUUUUUCUGGUGUAUGAGUUUAUGCACCGUGGCAGCUUGGAUAACCACCUAUAUGGAAGAGGUUCAAAUGUUCAGUCACUUUCAUGGGACAGAAGGCUGAAAGUUAUGAUUGGAGCAGCCAGGGGACUAAAUUUCCUUCACUCCUUGGAGAAGAAAAUUAUAUACAGGGAUUUGAAGCCCUCAAAUAUACUUCUUGACAAGGCUUCCACAGCAAAGUUAUCAGACUUUGGCUUGGCCAAAUCUGGUCCUUCUGAUGAUCACACUCAUGUAUCAACACGGGUUGUGGGAUCACACGGCUAUGCUGCUCCGGAGUACGUUGCAACAGGUCAUUUGUACGUGAAAAGUGAUGUGUACGGAUAUGGGAUUGUGUUGUUGGAGAUAUUAACAGGCAAGCGGAUAGGCGAGAUAACACGCCUUAGUCAGCCAAAGUCCUUACGUGACUGGCUCAAAUCAAAUCUUUUAAAUAGAGGGAAGUUGAGAAGCAACAUGGAUGCAAAGUUGGAAGGAAGGUAUCCACCAAACUUAGCUUCACAGGUAGCUCAACUUGCUUUCAAAUGCAUCCAAACAGAACCCAAAAUUAGGCCAUCAAUGAAGGAAGUUGUUGAAACAUUAGAAAGUAUCGAAGCAGCCAAUGAGAAACCGGCUGAUAAUAGAAAGAAGACUACUAACUCCAAGGCAGUUCAACAACAACAUGGCCAACCAGAUGGUGGUUAAUGCUAUGCUACCCCAUGAACACCAUCAUAUCCAUUGGAAAUGAUAGAUAAAUGUUUGCACUCAAUGGAGCCUAUGGUUAAAGAUGCAUCCCAAUAUUUUUGGAUUUUGGGUGAAGCCUAAGGAUAACUACGCGCAAAAUGGUGAACUCGUGACAAUCAGCUUUACGAGCACUCUAAAACUAGGUAUGACCAAGGCUUGAUGUUUCUUUUUAUAGACAAAUGUAGCAGUAAAUUAGUAGCAAUGCUAGUUUUUCAGAGUUUGAACCCAAGACCUCCGACAGUUAAAAUAUCUUCGAUAUCCCUCAACUCACCAAUAGAACAGCGUGUUUGGAAACUUCACUAGGCUUUGAUAAACCAGUAGAUGAUGAAGUUCUAUUUUUCGAGUCCAGUUAAUUUUGCAUCAUGUUCUUAGAGCUUGUAAAGUAUCAAAUUAUUGAUUAGUUUUUUUUUUAUCUGUAAAAAUAUUUAAUGAAAUACUGUAGAGAAAUUAUUUGA